Messenger RNA from Gadus morhua (Atlantic cod), 2676 nucleotides. RefSeq names its product probable G-protein coupled receptor. Gene Ontology annotation, cellular component: signaling receptor complex; endosome; plasma membrane. The transcript has 2 exons. The coding region runs from base 437 to 1738 and encodes 433 amino acids. Lineage: Eukaryota; Metazoa; Chordata; Actinopteri; Gadiformes; Gadidae. Gene Ontology annotation, molecular function: G protein-coupled receptor activity. Gene Ontology annotation, biological process: G protein-coupled receptor signaling pathway. The record is from RefSeq and is a predicted model, not a curated record.
UCUGUCUUGAGGGCUGGGACUUGGCCCCUCCCACCUCUCAGUCACCACAGCUGGCUCGGUGGUCUGACAGCACAACGCCUACCUUUGGUGAUGUGAUUCCAACCCCGGUUCCUGGGAGAUGCAUGUGUGUGUGUGUGAGUCUGGAGAGGUCCAUUGGCCGGCAAGUCCCCAGGGAGAUUAAUGGAGGACGACCAUAAGGGCGCACAGGUGGAAACCAAAUGGUUUUAACAGGAUUCCUUCCUUUUUUUUCCCCCCGUGCUGGUUCUCGAAGUACAGAGGCCUACACAUCUUGUGAUUAAUUCUUCAAUUCAUUUUUCGUCUUCAGGAAAGUUGUCAGGACUGAAGAGGUCCGCCAUGUGACCCCCCCAGUGACCUCAUCUCCGGCUGAGACAAGAUGGCAGACCCUGGAGGGCUCUGGAUGCCGUCUCAGUGAGCCAUGGAGGAGAUUCGCUCGCUCCUGACCCCCGACGUCAACAAUGACAGCACCACGCCCUGGGCCCCGGGGCCCUCGGCCGUCAGCAGGCCGCUGGACCCCCCAACCGGAGCCCCGCUGCGCCUCAAGGACCUGGCGGGGGUCUUCUUCAUGGUCGCCCUGAACGUCCUGGCGCUCCUCGCCAACACGGCCGUGAUCGUGGUCAUCCUCAAAGCCCCCCACCUGCGCAAGUUCGCCUUCGUGUGCCAUCUGUGCGUGGUGGACCUGCUGUCCGGCGGGCUGCUCAUGCCCAUGGGCAUCAUGUGCAGCUCGCCCUACUUCGCCGGCCUGGUGUUCACCGUGCCCGAGUGCCAGACGUACGUCUUCCUCAACGUCUUCCUCAUGGCCGCCUCCAUCUUCACCGUCACCGCCAUCAGCGUGGAGCGCUACUACUACAUCGUGCACCCCAUGCGCUACGAGCUCAAGAUGACCUGCAAGCUGACGGCCGCCGUGGUGGCGCUGGUGUGGCUGGCGUCCGCCGCGCUGGGCCUGGCCACCGUGUUCGGCUGGUCGUCCCACGCCACCCGGGGGGGCGCCGUGAGCGCCGCCCGCUGCUCGCUGCGCUGGGGCCGCAGCGAGCACCAGCGGGUGUUCUCGCUGCUGUUCUGCGUGACCUGCUUCUGCCUGCCCGCCGUGGUCCUCUUCGCCGUGUACUGCAACGUGUACAAGGUGGCCCGCGUGGCCGCCCGGCAGCACGGCCCCCCGCCGCCGCCCUCCUGGAUGACCGCCACGCAGGUGAAGAGCCGCGCCGACUCCAUCAGCAGCCAGACCACCAUCAUCACCACCGCGCGCGACGCCCCCCGCGGCGCUCCCAGGGCCCGGCCCUUCGGGGGCAGCAAGGCCGCUCUCACCCUGGUGGUCAUCGUGGGGCAGUUCCUGAUCUGCUGGCUGCCCUACUUUGCCUUUCAACUCCACCUGAGCCUGGAGGCCUCGUCCAGCAUCUCGGAAGACCUCGAGGACACGGUCACCUGGCUGGCCUACUCCUCCUUCGCGCUGAACCCCUUCUUCUACGGGCUGCUGAACCGGCAGAUCAGGGAGGAGCUGGACAAGCUGCGGCGCUGCUACUCGGCCCGGCCCACAGAGUUGUUCUCCUCGGGCCACGAGGCCGCCGGACACGAGAACUUCCUGCAGUUCCUCCACCGGACGAGCUGCACGGUGGACACGCGCGCCAGCUUCACCGCCUCGUCCAGCCCCAGGCCACCCCUGGACCAGACCCCGCAGCCCGCCGUCAGGAUACCGGGGCAGAUCCCCGAGGAGCUGAGCUAGGCGGGACCUUGCGGUGGUUGUUGAACAGGAUCUUCAGGGUUCAGAGUUUUUAUUGAGGAGGAUAUAAUGUGGCCAGGAAGCCGCCCAGGUUGUGCUAUGUCAGACAAGCAGCAUUCGGAGUAUUGUAACAUGUGCUCUUGUAUUUUGAAUUGUGGUGUUAUUAUUGAGAAAUAUAGUACAAAUGUCGUUUUUGACCAAACUGUUAAGGACAUACAUAUUUCUGCUAUAUAAGACCUUUUCUUUUUUACAUAUAUAUUUGCUACAAGAUGUACGUUUUAUGGCGAUAUACUUUCUGUGUGUCUUUAUUUUUUUGUAUAAUAACGGGUAAUAUCGCAGACUUGAAAUGUAAAUUAUAAUACAAUUCAUCGGGUAAACAUUACGUUUAACUGGCAAGUAUUCGGGUUUACACAUUAUCCAUAAGUGCUGUAGAACUGUAUUUUUUACAAAAUAGAAAUAUGUUAAUGACAGCAAGAUGUUUGUACUUACUCAAAGCUCUGUUUAAUGUUGUAUUAUCAUAAUUGCUUUUGAACAGGGCUAUAAGAUAAUCAUUGCAAUAAAUCAGUUGCAUUGAUUAUCUCAUAAUAGGAUAAUGUUUCUGUUUAUGAGUUGCCAGUGUCUAUUUGCCAUUCAUGUACACUUAAAUUUGAAUACGUUCUUAAUAAAAAUGAACAAAUCUGAUACAAUCAGUCGAAAUGUUUGGCUUUGUAUCCUUAUAACACUUUUCAAUCCUUGCCUGUCUUUACUUUCCCUUUUCCUCAUGCUUUUAUUGAAUUUAAAUCAAUAAAAUACCAAACUUUUCGUGCAAAUAUCAACAAUAUAUGUACUGUCCAGCUCCAAGUUCAAGUUAUCAUCAGAAGUAAUAUUACCAUGGAAAAUGAUUCACACGUAGCCAUUCCUUGCUCAUUUUAAGAAUAAAACAUCAUGUUUUUGCACAAAAA